Molecule: messenger RNA, 429 nt
Organism: Paramecium pentaurelia
Lineage: Eukaryota; Ciliophora; Oligohymenophorea; Peniculida; Parameciidae
Source: the annotation of a GenBank genome assembly
AUGAACAAAAUUAGAGUAAUUUCUAGAAAUAUAGCAACAUUUAUAUCAAAGUCAUCAAUAAAUUAAGUGAAAAAAACUUAAAUUUUUAAGAACAUAACAAAGAAUUAGGUCUCUAAAACAAUUGAUUAGAUUUAACAAUUACAAUAAUAAUGUGUUUAAGAGAAAAUAAGAAAUCCUAUAACAGAAUUAUAAAAUAUACAAUUUAAGUUAUUUAAACAAUUUAUCAGAUAUGGUUUAUCAGAAUUAGUUACAAUAAAUAGAAUUCAAUAGAGAACAUAGAUGAAUAUCAAUUAUGUUGGUGAUUAUGAAUCAAAAUUUGCACAUUCUCAUUUUAUUCAUGCAUUAUAAUUAAAUAGAGUUGGUGCCAAUAAUUAUUACUUUACAAUAGAUGAUUUGAAAACAACUUAAAGUGAAUAUAAAAGAACCUGA